This is a messenger RNA of Acyrthosiphon pisum (pea aphid), 6386 nucleotides long. RefSeq names its product AT-rich interactive domain-containing protein 4B-like. Bases 566 to 5677 code for a protein of 1703 amino acids. Gene Ontology annotation, cellular component: nucleus. Gene Ontology annotation, molecular function: transcription cis-regulatory region binding. The transcript is spliced from 20 exons. The record is from RefSeq and is a predicted model, not a curated record. Gene Ontology annotation, biological process: regulation of transcription by RNA polymerase II. NCBI's taxonomy places the organism in Eukaryota, Metazoa, Arthropoda, Insecta, Hemiptera, Aphididae.
GAAUGAAAAAGAUGAUAUAUGAACGAGGUCUACUACAUGUACCUACUUGUUAUUCCAUUAACACUUAAAAUAGAAAUCAGUGAAUUUGAAUGAACCGCCUUUUCUUGCUGUUGGAACAGAAGUAAGUGCCAAAUACAAAGGGGCAUUUUGUGAAGCAAAAAUAAGAAAAAUAUCAAAAACAGUAAAAUGCAAAGUUCAAUAUUCUAAUGGGAUAUCAACAUUUGUUACGGAUGAUGCAGUAAAAGGACAAUUAAAGGUGGGGGCUACUGUUGACAUAAAAUGUAGUGAUCAAAAAGAAUUAGUUAGAGCAACAAUUCAAAAGAUUCAAGAUUGUAGUCAAUACACUGUUGUAUUUGAUGACGGCGACAUAACAUGUUUAAAGAGAACUGCAUUGUGUCUUAAAAGUGGAAGACAUUUUGAGGCUAGUGCUACUCUGGAUCAACUUCCAUUAACACACCCUGAACAUAUUGGAGUUACACCUGUAAGAACCACUAUUGUGCAAGGUCGUAGAAGUCAAAAAUAUAAAAAAAGUUCUGGGAAAAGUGGUGAAGAAGAAUCUUCAGCAAUGGAGGAAAAAGAUAUUGGAAAAGUAGUUUGUGUAGAAGCUAAUGACAAAAAGAAAGUAAAAGACAAUUGGUUUCCUGGUUUGAUAGUUGCACCCACUUCACAAUCCUCAGUCAAAACUAAUGUCGCAGAAGACUACCUAGUUCGUUCAUUUAAGGAUGGAAAAUACUAUAUGGCACCGAAAAAAGAAACUACUGAAUUUACAAAAGAAAUUGGUGCUAGAGUGGAAAAUCCUACACUUAAAACUGCCGUCGAAAAAGCCCUAUUCUUUCUGGACAAAGACGAACUCCCACCACACUGGGAUAGAGAUUUGUUAUUUGGUGUUAAUAGAAUUUGUAUUGCACCAGAUAGUGAAGUAUUUGAUGGAAAUAAUUAUGAUGAAGAAACAAUUGAAGAAAAAGAUCAUUUUGUCGCACAGUUAUUCAAAUUUAUGGAUGAUCGGAGAACUCCUCUUAAUCAAGCUCCAAUGAUUAAUGAGAAAUAUGUUGAUUUUUAUAAGCUCUUUAAGAUUGUCAAUAAUUGUGGAGGGUAUAAUAAAGUAAAUAAAGGUAAACUAUGGAAGUUUGUUGCGGAUAAAGCUGGGCAUGAACAACAGUCAUUUUUUUCUGUUAAACAUUGCUACCAACAAUAUUUACAUAGUUUUGAGGAUUUUUAUCGAAAACUCGGAUGCACAAUGUUGAGUCAUCCAAGGGGAGUAAGAUCGCGCAGUAGAUUUAGUCGCAGCCUUAUUAGGGAUGUUGAUAAGGCUCUGCCUAGCACAUCAUCUGCGACUGAUAAAAACAUGUGUGAAAAAAAUGAAUUAAACAAUAAAAAAAAUAAGGAUUCUGCUGUAGUUAAAAAAACAGCCAAAGCUAUUAAAGCUGAAGCAAAACUUCUAAAGAACAAUGAAGAAACUUCAAAGAAAGUUGAUAAAAAAAAAGAAGAUAUUCCUAAUAGUACAUCACGCAAUAAGCAAUCAGUGAAAUGGGAUCCAGAUCUAACAGAAACAAAGGAUCCAGUUAGAAAUUCUAAGACUAAAAAAGAAAUAAAAGAAAUCUUAAAAAAAGAAGUAAAAAAAGAGAUAAAUUCUGAUACAGUAGAUGAUGAUCAAAUCAUUGAAGAUACAAAAAUAGGAAAAAAAAUAUUUGCAAGAAAUUUAUUUGGAAAAUCUGUGCAAAAAACUAUUAACGAAGAAAAAGUUGUAAAAGUUAAAUCUGCAAAUACUGGGUUAUCAGGUAUGAGAAAAAAUAGAGCUUCCAAUGAAAAAAUUAAAAAUUUUGCAAUAGCUGAAAUGAUUCCAUUCAAAAAGUCUAUGAGAAGAACUUCUAAUACUCAGAAAGAUGCUUCAAAUAAAGGAAAACUCGUUGAAGAAGUACCAAAACUUACGCGAUCAAAAACCAAAGAACAUCUACCUACUAAAUCAAGGAGAGUAUCAGUAUUAAAUGAUCUUGCUGACAGUACUUCUGUGGUACAACUUACCCAGCCUGGACUUCUUGUAGAAAAUCUAAUUAAAAUUAAAAAGGAGGACGGAACUGAAAAGAAGAAAACCCAAAGAAAAAAAAAGAACGAUAAAGAAGAAAAAUUGGCCUCAAACGAUAUAAUUCCUACACCUAUUAUUGAAAAUGUACCGUUUGAUAAAAACUCACCAGUGAUUGUUGGAGAUAAUCUUGUAGUAUACUACGGAGAUAAACAAACAACUUAUGAUGCAAAAGUUAUUAAUGUGUGUGAUAUUGAAGGAGUAAUGAAAUAUUAUGUGCAUUAUAAAGGAUGGAAUUCACGUUAUGAUGAAUGGAUAGAUGUAAUGCGUAUUGCUUAUAAAACUAAGGAUCCAGAACCAAGACCUGAAGUAGAUAUUGAUGUAGAUUUUUCAAAAAAUAGUCCUCCAGAACAAAAAAAUGUGGAUCCAAAGAAGGUACCAUCAACAACUAAUAGAACCAAAAAGUCAGUUACUCCACUCCCAUCAAAUUUAAAUAUUAAAAAAUCACCCUUUAGCAGUGCUCGACCUACUAGAUCAUGUACUUUGACCGAUCGUCCAUUAUUCGAUAUUGAUAAUUUCGAUUCAGAAGAAAAAUACACUGCAAUUGUAGGACCAUCCAAAAAAUAUAGUAAGAAAAAAGUCAUAAAAUCUGAACCAGGUGUUAUUAUUAUUAAAACUGAGCCGUUAGACACUGAUAAUCAGAAAAAGACGCUAUAUCCGAAGACAUAUCCCAGUAAAGAAGUACUUAUGCAUCAAAGUGCACUAAGAAAACCAAAGUCAUGUAUGUUUAAUGUUAAUAGCAUUAAAUCUGAAGAAGUUAAGGUUUGUGAACCAGUUACUCUUGAACCGGCAUUUGAUUUUAAUUUUGUAAUGCAACUACCAAGUGGUUCUAUAAAACCAAAUGAAGUUAAUGAAAAUGUAGAAGAAAAGAACGAAAGUAAAAUUGACAAUGGUAUAAAAAUUGAACCAAAAAUUUCCCCAAAUCAUUAUUUAUCACCUAGAGAAAAAUUCAAAAGAAAUUAUCUAGAACAUAAUAUGUCUGAAUCCUCAAAAAGUGGGAAUGAAGAAAUCAGAAUUAAAUCCAAAUCGUUGACAAUUUCAACUAUGUCGGAACUUGCAAGAAUUGUCUAUUACUCAUCGUCCUCUGAAAAUGAAGAAGAAAAUCAAUUAAAAAAAGUAACUGAUUUCACCUCUUCUCCAUUAGAUGAUAAAUCAAACAAAUCUAAAAUAUCUGGUACUGAUUUUGAUCUUAACAAAAUAAGAUCAGAAAUGAAGGGACUAAUACCAACAUCAACAAAUAGUAAUGAUAUUAUUCAAAAUACAGAAUCAUUCAUAUUAGAUCAACAAAUAGAAAUUGAAGUUUCAAAAAUUAAUGAACCAAUCACAGAUGAUGUUUAUGAAUUUAAAGAAUCUGAAUCAUGCAAUUUUAAUACAAUUUCUUCUGUCACUGAAGAAAACAACUGUAGAUCUAUUAGACAUUACUCUCCAAAAUUAUUUAACUUUGAGAAAUCUGAUGAACUACCAAAAGUUCUUUAUUCUCCAGCACAAGAGGAACUAGUUGAACAAAAUGGGUCCAUGAUACCAUUUGUCUCUCACAGCAAUAGCUUUUAUUCGUCUGAUAAUAAUGGUAAAAUAAAAGUUUAUGAAAAUUUGAACAUUAUAAAUAAAAUUGAAGAUCCAAUUAUUGACAAUGAGCCUUAUGAAUCCCAAAACAUGGAAAAUAAUAUAACAUCAAAUAUAAAAGAAAUUGAGCAACAUUUUCAGGAUGAAGAUAAUGUUCAUAAUUUAAAAUAUGAAGUUUUGGAUUUGUGUAUGAAACCUCCUGAAUCACCACCAACCAAAAUUUUUAGCAUGCCAGAGCAAAAUGAACUCAAUGGCAUGAUUAUUGAAGAAGAAGUCGAUAAUUAUGAUGAUGAUGAUGAUGAUGAUGAUGAUGAUGAUGAUGAUGAUGAAUCUAAACUAGUAAUAGCUGAAAAUGAUAAUAAAGAAACUGAUAAUCAAAUGGAUUCUGAUCUUGUGAUUAGCGAAGAACUUAAUUCUUCCAAUGGACAAAUAGACAAAAACAUAGAAGCACAAUCCCUACCACCAUUACCACCAAGUACACAUACUAAUAUUGAAUUAGACUGUAAAAGUUCAUCUCAUGUAAAAAAAGAUAUCAGUACACCAAAAGAUAUAGAUGAUGAAAGUACUACAUCAUGUAAUGAAAGCAUUCAAACUGCUCUUGUUCAAAGUUUCCAAUUGUAUUCAAAUUUUGAAAACCAUUCGAGUCAAAAUGGACCUAAUAUGGAUAAUAUUGAUGACAGUACAAAAUCUGGUUUUGAUUCUAAUUCAAAAUUACCAACAAUUAAAAAUAGAGAAGUCUUUGAAUCUACAACUAAGCUCAUCAAUGAACCUUUGAAUAAUAAUAAUAAACAAAAAAAAUGCGAUUUAAAAGUCCAAAAUUGUAAAGAUAAAUAUGAGAAAGAAAAAAUUAUGGUGUUGCCCGAAUUGCAAUGUAGAGAAGAAAUAGGAGAUGAAGAUACUCUCAAUAAUGUUUUAGUUAUAGAGAACAGUUGUAAAGCUGAAGAAUAUGACAUUCAUAAGCCUAGUACUAGUAAAGGUUUCUUUGACUCAAUACAUCAACCAGGUACAAUCAGAGAUUGUUCCUAUGAAACUAACACUAGUUAUGAUGCCAAAAAUAGUUUCUUUGAAACGACUCAAGUUGUCAAAAGUGUUACUUUUGAUACAAACGUCCCUGGAAAAAAUAGUUAUUUUGAUCCCAAUAUUCCUAGUUGCAGUAGCAAUUAUUUCUAUGAUCAUAAUGUUCCAAGUACUAGCAAAAGUAGUUUUUAUGAAAACUCUUUGCCUAGUACUAGUAAAAGUUUUUAUAAUCCUGAAUCUGAUGUUAGUGGUGUACUAUUUUGUGAAGAAACAAUACCAGGUAGUCCAACUGGUAUGUUAGAUGAGCAAUAUGAUCAAGAGCAAAGAAAAAAAAAUCUUCAAGCACUCUAUGAAGAAAGAGAAGCUGCUUCAACUAUGUAUGCCAUGAAUCAAUCUUUUUGUAGACCAAUGAUUACAUUGAUGGGUGCUACAGAAGCAGAAAUGGAAGAAUAUACUAAUAUUCUUCAAAAAGAUGGUGCCAUACUUGAUCAUCAUCAUUUACAGUUCUUAGCUGAGGUUUCUGGCAGGAAACUUGGUAUAAAUGUAAAUGAACCAUCAGCUACAGAACCACUUGAAAAAGAACCAGAGACAAUAGUUGAGAAAUUGGUAAUGUCACCAGAAAAACUUCAAUCCAAGCGCAAAAUUAGCAGUCAUGAAAAACCAUCGAAGCGCAGUAAAUUUUCUACUACUACUGCUCCUAUGCCUUCAGCAAGUCGUGAUGAAAAACCCGUUGAAAGAUAUGUGAAGAAAGUUUAUCCGGAACCGCGGAUUCCUAUAAUAGAUGGAAAGCCAAUGUUUGUUUUCACUCCAGAUAUGGAUCAUCAGCAACGGCAGGCAUUGGUUAUAACCAAUAUGAAUGUAUUUAGGAAACAGUAUGCAACAACCAAAGCUGCCCUGGCGAAGAUUCUGAAAAAUAAAAAAAAAAUCAAGAAAAGAAACAGAGAAAAGGCCAAAGCUGCCAAAGCUGCUAUCAUGAACCUGUCUCAAGCGGCUAAUGGGUCUAGCACGUCUAAAUAAAAUAUAGUUUACUCUUACUUUUUAAUUUACACUAUUUCGAUGGUAACACGGCAAAAGGGUUUAAGCGACACGACUUAUACCACUGGAUGAAAAAAUAUAUUUUACGUCCAUUGCGCGUGCGCAAAAACAGCUGCGACAUUUAUAAUCAUGGCAAUUUGAAUUUUAAGUUUGAGGUCUAAACGACACUUUAUAUUUUUUUUUCUAAAAUAAAGGGUCUAAACUUCAAAAAUAGGGAACAAACGACAUUAGUAUAAUUUUUUAGAGGACAAGCGACGUUUAUGGAAAUUGCUUGGUGCUUGUACCCGAACUUUUCGUAUACCUACCUAACUGAUAUUUCUAAGAUAUGAUAAAAUUUUAGUACAAGUGUACAACUGACAUUGAUUUACUAUAAUAUUAUUAUCUUAAUUUAUAUUUGAAGAUUAAACAUUUGAUCAGCAUUGGCCAAACCAAUUAUUAAUGGUAGUUGGUAGGUGAGUUCACUUUUAUGCAAAAUAUUUUGUACUAGUAAGGAGUGUUGUAUUAUAGGUAUUAGGUACCUAUAUAAAAAUGAAUGCACUAGCCGAUUUUUGUUUGGCAAUACAUUAUUUUUACAUUGAUCUUUAAAUAUUUAUAGAAAAGUUAUUUAUCUUACUAUACGAAUCAUUAUAACCAUUUUAUCUAAUUAAAUUAAACGUCUUAAAUACAAUUAUUUUAUUGAAUAAUAAUAUUA